AUGAAAAAAUCAGAUCUCGUCUCCAGAAGGGGCAGGUAUGGUGGGACAGAGUGUCCAGCUCUUUCAGGAGAGAGGCUGGAGCCCACAGAAAAACCACUUCAGAUUGUGUAUGACUACCUGGCUGGGUUGGGUUUUGAUGAUCCUGUCAGAGUGCAGGAGGAGGCAGCGAACUCUGAUCUCAGCUGUAUGAUUCGCUUUUACAGUGAAAAGCCGUGUCAGGUGGAACAGUUGGAUCGCAUCCUGCUCUCUGGAGUCUAUAACGUACGCAAAGGGAAGACCCAGCUGCACAAGUGGGCAGAGCGCUUGGUAAUUCUCUGUGGGACAUGCCUCAUUGUGUCCUCUGUGAAAGACAGCCACACGGGGAAGAUGCACAUCUUGCCGCUCGUUGGAGGGAAGGUGGAAGAGAUGAAGCGUCGGCAGUACACCCUUGCUUUUACAUCUGCUGGAGCACAAGCUCAGACAUACCACGUUUCCUUUGAAACGCUGGCAGAGUGCCAGCGGUGGCACCGACAGGCGUCCACGGUUGUGUCUAUGCGACUUAGCAUGGUUGAUCUUUCCUGCUACAGCCUUGAGGAAGUACCUGAGCACCUCUUCUACAGUCAAGACAUCAUCUGCCUCAACCUACGACAUAAUUUUAUGAGAUCUAGUGGAGCAGGGAGUCUUGAGUCUCUUUGCAGGUUUUCUCAGUUGAAGAGCCUGAACCUGUCUCAUAACAGACUGGGAGAGUUUCCUGUAUCACUGUGCGAGAUCUCUACUCUGACAGAGCUUAAUGUUUCCUGUAAUGGACUUCAUCACUUGCCAAGCCAGAUUGGGAAACUGUUGAAUCUCCAGACUUUCUGGCUUGAUGGGAAUUUCCUCACGUCCUUACCAGAAGAACUGGGAAGUCUGCAACAGCUCAGCUGUCUUGGGCUUUCCUUCAAUAACUUCUGUGAACUGCCAGCAAUUUGUGAGAAACUUGUCAUCUUGGACAAACUAUCCCUGGCAGGGAACUUGCUGGAGAGCCUGGACCUUGCAGUGCUGAAUCGUAUGAGUCACAUCAAAAGUGUGGACCUGAGGCUAAACAACCUGAAGAGAGCAGCAGCUGACACUUUGGAGGUGAACAAAUCUGUGACUCACAUGGAUUUACGAGACAAUCAGAUGACAGAUCUGGAUCUGAGCUCCUUGGGCAGCCUGGAGCAGCUGCACUGUGAGCGGAAUAAGCUGAAAGAGUUGACGCUGAGUGGCUUCUCCCUUCGGGCCCUCUAUGCCAGCAGCAACUGUCUGACAGCUAUCAAUAUUUAUCCGGUUCCUGGUCAACUGACAUGUCUAGAACUCUCUCACAAUCAACUGCAGUGUGUCCCAGACUGGGCCUGUGAAGCAAAGAAACUGGAAGUUUUGGAUAUGAGCUAUAACCUGCUUGUGGAGCUUCCAUCGAGGAUCCUCAGCAGCUUGAGCCUUCGGAAGUUGAUGGUGGGGCACAAUCGUCUGCAGAGCCUUCCACCUCUUCUAGAACACAUUCCACUGGAGGUGCUGGACCUUCAGCACAACCUGUUGACCAAACUCCCGGAGAUGCUCUUUGUCAAGGCUCUGAACCUCAGGUACCUGAAUGCAUCUGCAAACAGCCUGGAGUCCUUGCCCUCUGCGUGUACAGGGGAGGAGAGUCUGAGCGUGCUGCAGCUGCUUUACUUGACCAAUAAUCACCUCACAGAUCAAUGCAUCCCUGUCUUGGCGGGACACCCCAGCCUACGGAUCCUGCAUCUGGCAAACAACAACCUACAGACCUUCCCCGCAAGCAAACUUAGUAAGCUGGAGCACUUGGAAGAGCUGAAUCUGAGUGGCAACAAACUGAAAACCAUUCCCACAACAGUGGCAAACUGCAAGCUACUUCAUACACUCAUUGCACACUCUAAUGAAAUCAGCGUCUUUCCAGAGAUCCUACACUUGCCCCGUAUUCAGCUUGUGGACUUGAGCUGCAAUGAUUUAACUGAAAUCCUCAUCCCUGAGGCACUGCCAGGUGCCUUGCAAGAGUUGGACCUGAGCGGAAACACAAACCUGGUGCUAGAACACAAGACGCUGGACAUCUUCAGUCACAUUACCACACUGAAGAUUGAUCCUAAGCCCUCCCUCGCAGCAGACUCAGCAGUCGCUUCUACCUUCUGGAGUCAUGGAGUAGCUGAGAUGGCAGGCCAAAGAAAUAAGCUGUGCGUGUCAUCCCUGGCACUGGGGAGCUUUGCAGAGGGGGUGGAGGCUGUGUAUGGCAUGUUUGAUGGUGACAAGAACGAGGAGCUGCCACGCUUGCUGCAGUGCACCAUGGCCGAUGUGCUCCUGGAGGAGGUACAGCAGUCAGACACCAUGUUCAUGUCCAACACCUUCUUGGUCUCCCACAGGAAGCUGGGCAUGGCUGGGCAGAAGCUGGGUUCCUCUGCUGUCCUUUGCUAUAUUCGUCAUGAUGUGGCUGAUCCAGCCAGCAACUUCUCUCUGACGGUGGCCAAUGUGGGGACGUGCCAAGCCAUUCUGUGCCGAAGUGGAAAACCACUGCCACUCUCCAAAGUCUUCAGCCUUGAACAAUGUUCAGAAGAAGCCAAGAGAGUCAAGGAGCAGAAAGCCAUUAUAACGGAGGACAAUAAGGUCAAUGGUGUGACUUGCUGUACCCGGAUGCUGGGCUGCACAUACUUGCAUCCUUGGAUCCUGCCCAAACCACACGUCCGUUCCAUUCCGCUGACUGUACAAGAUGAGCUGCUGCUGCUAGGGAACAAAGCUCUCUGGGAACACCUUUCUUACACAGAGGCCAUCUCAGCCGUGCGGCACCUGCACGACCCGCUAGCUGCUGCGAAGAAACUCUGCACUUUAGCCCAAAGCUACGGUUGCCAAGACAAUGUAGGUGCAAUGGUGGUGUGUCUGAACAUUGGUGAGGACAGCUGCACAUGUGAGAUGCAUGGCCUGACUCUGCCAGGUCCUGGGGGAUUUAGUUCCACCACCACCAAGCCAGCAACACCUUCAUCUAGCAGUGGAGUUGCUUCAGAGUUCAGCAGUGAGCUGUCUGCUUCUGAGGUUAGCAGUGAGGUGGGCUCUACUGCUUCCGAUGAACACAGUGCUGUUGGUCUUGAUGGCAGUUUGCUACCACGGCAAGAGCGACGUUGCAGCCUGCACCCUGUGCCCCCCUCAAGCAUCUUUCAGCGCCAACCUUCUAGUGCCACCUUCUCGAGCAACCAGUCUGACAACGGUCUGGAUAGCGAUGAUGAGCAGCCUGUGGAAGGCGUGAUGACAAACGGCAGUAAAGUGGAGGUGGAGGUGGACAUCCACUGCUGUAAAGGGAAGGGCCUGGAGUUUGAACCUCCUGCUGCAGAGUACAGCUCCUCUGCUCCAGGGCCAGAGGAUGACUCUGGGCUUGUCCUCGUCAUUCGGAGACAGAACAGUGUAAACAGCAACACUCUGCAGAGAGGGGUCAAGGAAAAGUGUGAACUGCAAAAAUCUCUUUCCACGUGCUGUCUCUAUGGAAAGAAGCUUUCCAAUGGCUCCAUAGUGCCCUUGGAGGAGAGCCUCAACCUCAUCGAAGUAGCCACAGAGGCACCCAAGAAGAAGACGGGGUAUUUUGCUGCUCCAUCCCAGAUGGAGCCAGAGGAUCAGUUUGUGGUGCCACCCGAUCUGGAAGAGGAAGUAAAAGAACAAAUGAAGCAGCACCAGGAGAAUGGAGCAGAUCAGGAAAAGGAGGAGGAACAUGCCACGGCUCUGCCAGAGGAGUUUGACACAGCUUUGUAA
Molecule: messenger RNA, 3738 nt
Organism: Opisthocomus hoazin
Lineage: Eukaryota; Metazoa; Chordata; Aves; Opisthocomiformes; Opisthocomidae
Source: RefSeq, a predicted model, not a curated record